CGAGGCCGGUAAUUACGGUGACACUCUCGAAACGGUGAAAUCACGUGAUCGAGGACGUCAAUCACUUUUGGUGGCGGAUGAUCAGAGGAGAAUCCAGGGAUUGAGAUCGAGGAACUCUGUCAUUAAACGCUAAGAGAUGAAAUCGAAGGAGGUGAGAGAUCUGUCAAUCACUGUCACGGCUUUUUACAUGAAAAUCGCUGGAUUUUGGACGUCGAACAAUUACGUGGAGGAACGGCGAAGGAACGCCAUCAUGAGUUACACGUUGUUUACGAUAUUCUUCGCUGUGGCGACCGAGGCCAGGGACUUGUACUUCUCUUGGGGCAAUUUUAGCGAUUCCAUUUACGUCACGUGCAACAUUAUAACCGUGGCUCUAGUUUUGAUCAAACUGUUGACAUCGUUCGUGUACAACGAGGAGCUGCUUGCCGUGAUUCGUUACGCGAGAACGAAUUUUUGGCAUUCGAAUUACGACGCGAGGGAGAAAGUGAUAAUGAACAACUGCCAACGCACUUGCAACUACCUCGUCUUCGUCUUCACUUUCUUCGCCCAAGGGACAAUUUUGAGUUUCAUAUUGAGACCGAUUCUGGUGAAUCGUGGAAAAAACGAAUCGGACAGAAUACUUCCGUUCAAUAUGUGGCUCGAGUUGCCAUUAUCCGUCACGCCGUAUUUCGAACUGAUGUUUAUCGUGCAGGUCGUACUCGCGUAUCACGUCUGCGUGUGCUAUCACUGUUUCGACAGUCUGUUGUGCAUUUUAAAUUUGCACACCGCCAGCCAGUUUCGCAUCUUGCAAUACAGAUUUGCCAACACGUGCAACGAAAAGUGUAAAGAUGAAGUUUCAUCGUUGCGCAGUUCCCACGAAUACGCAAAGCUCAAAACUUACAUUCAACAGCAUCAAGCGCUGAUCGAGUAUUGCAAGAAGCUGGAAGAAGUGUUCAAUUCGAUGAUAUUUGGACAGGUGUUGCUAUUCAGCUUGUUGAUGUGCCUCGAUGGAUAUUUGAUACUUAUGGAAGAUACCCCUUUUGGAAGACGCGUCACUUUCGCGUUUCAUAUAACGGGUUGCAUCUGCCAGCUGUUGAUGUUCACGUACAGCUGCGAUUGCUUGAUAAGAGACAGUACGAAUGUAGCCGACGCCGCGUACAAUUGUUUGUGGUCGCUUCUGCCGAUGGAUAAAUACGGAAAAAUGAUACGAAAAGAUCUGAUGUUCGUCAUCGCGAGGUCACGAACACCGUGCUGCCUCACCGCUUGCGGAUUUUUCGCCGUGUCGCUCGAAACGUACACCAGAAUUUUGAGCACCGCGAUAUCGUACUUCACAUUGCUGAGAAAUCAAUCCGAAAACGCAUUUGAAGCGUAACACCAGUUUCGAAUAUAUAAAAAUCAUAAAUUUGAAGAAAUUGUGAGAUGUGUGUAUUUAAUUUCAAAUCAUAAUAAUUUCAAAAUCAUAAAUUUGAAUUGCGAGAUGUGUGUAUUUAAUUAUAUUUGUGUGUUAAACAAAAAAAGAAAAAAAAGAAGGAAUAAAGAAAAUUUCGUCAACAAAAAGAAAAAAAAAAAAUAAUCAGAGAAAAUAUCAAGUUGCAAAAGAUUCUUUCACCCGUAGUUUCAUUGAAUUCUUACUUACUCGGCGCCCAAUUUUCUAAAAUCUUCACGAAUCCACCAUUCUCGACGUGCACGACGAAGAAAUGAAACUUCAACGAAUCGAUCGAAGAGAGGCCAUCUCUCGAUCGUUUCAUAUUUAACAACCUCCUCGAUAAUUUCUAAAACGACUCCUAACAGCGAUCUCGAUUUCACAAAAGUAAGUUUUCAUCGAGUUUCCCGAUCCAUUCAUAAUGCAUCGACCAACCGAGAAAGCGGUUGGAGCCCCCUUUGUGUGCGGAUCAAACCGUGUUCGUUCCCCCCUUCUUUCUCCUAUCCGCCCCUCCACCGUAUUUAACGAAUGGCAAAGUAUAAUAAAAUAAAUACAAAGCGCGCAAGGAAGAUUGCAGCGGAAUAAAAGUCGACGGCGGAUCAAAGGUUGCAAAAUACGGCCGCGUAAUAAUUGAUGCAGAA
Molecule: messenger RNA, 2040 nt
Organism: Apis florea (little honeybee)
Lineage: Eukaryota; Metazoa; Arthropoda; Insecta; Hymenoptera; Apidae
Biological process (GO): sensory perception of smell; detection of chemical stimulus involved in sensory perception of smell
Cellular component (GO): plasma membrane
Molecular function (GO): olfactory receptor activity; odorant binding
Source: RefSeq, a predicted model, not a curated record